AUGGACUUGAUGAAUUCACGAUUCAAAAAUUUUGGCGGCUUUGGUUCCAAGCGCACAACUUCUAGAACCGGAAACGUUUCUCUCCCUCAACAGCCGAGCACAACCACCCUUGCUCCCACAGCCACUAACGGCCUGGUUGCUCAUACACCCCCAGGCAGCACUUCUUCAACCGCCAGUCUCCCCAUGAAUCCCGCCCAGACCGGGCUUGGCCGCCCUCCGAGUUAUACAUACAAUCCCAACGCUCCCAGAGCGCAAAGUCCUAUGCCUCCUCAACAGCAGGUCGCCCAUCAUCCACCUCCCAUCAAUACAGGGGCGUACCCGCAGGGCCAUCCAGCCUUAGGAGGCACUCCGCAACCACCAGGAUAUGGAGGUGGGUACGGUCAAGGCCAGGGCAUGGGUGCGCCUCAACCUACUCUGGGCCAGUAUGGCGGUCGAGGACAAGCGGUCGAGGUCGAAGGUGCGGGAAGAAGCAAGGCGCAACUCAUCGUUGGCAUCGAUUUUGGCACCACCUUUUCCGGCGUCGCGUUUGCGUUUGCGACUAAUACAGAGGCGAAAGAAGACAUCAUCACAGAAUGGCCUGGUGCGGGCAAUCAGACCAAACAAAAGAUACCGACGGUGCUGUACUAUGAUCAAUACCAAAAAGUCGUUGGCUGGGGCCCAGAUAUAGCUGAUGCGCUUGCUCCUACUGGAUACCCAAAACCAGGUGUGCAAAAGGUGGAAUGGUUCAAGCUACAGCUUAUGCUUUCCGGGAAUACCUACAUCGAUCCCAUCAACCUCCCACCUCUUCCCCCCGGAAAGUCAGAGAUCGAUGUUGCGGCAGAUUAUCUCUUUAAAUUACGGCAGGCCAUGCGAAACCAACUACAAAAGACCCUGGGCGAAGUGUUCAACAGAGAAGAACGCAACAUCCGAUAUUUCCUUACUGUCCCUGCUAUCUGGAACGAUGCCGGCAAGGCUGCGACUCGUGCUGCUGCCAUACAAGCUGGCUUCCUGCGGGAUGAGAACGACAAUAGGCUCACUCUGAUUACAGAACCGGAGGCGGCUGCGAUGUUCUGUUCAAAGACUGGCCUUCUUAACCUGAAGAUAAGAGAUGCUGUCCUCAUCGUUGAUUGCGGAGGAGGCACCGUGGACUUGAUCGCUUACGAGGUAGAGGAAGAGACGCCUUUUACAGUCGCAGAAUGUACAGCUGGGUCUGGAGACUCGUGCGGAUCAACAGCACUAAACCGAAACUUCAGCAACAUCCUCCGAGCAAAAAUUCGUAAGAUGAAGUUGCCAGACGGAUCGAAGACUGCCGGCAAGGUCUACGCGAAGUGUAUUAUGGACUUUGAAAACAGAAUAAAAGCAGACUUCCGCAACAAUGGUCAAAAAUGGGCUGUUGAUGUUGGAAUCGAAGCCGAAUUCCCAGAAGCCGGUAUCGAAGAAGGCUACAUGACAUUUACAAACGAGGAGAUCCUGCAAUGUUUUGAGCCCGUUGUCAACCGCAUAUUGGAGUUGGUCCGCAACCAAAUCAUCGCGAUUCAAGCCCAGAACAGAAUACUCCAAAACGUCCUUGUCGUCGGCGGCUUCGGUGCUUCCGAAUACCUCUUCCAACAAAUCAAACUCCACGUACCCCCACAAUUCCAAGCCAAGGUCGUCCGCCCUAUGGACUCAGUCGCUGCUAUCGUCAAAGGCGCCGUCACAGCCGGUAUCACCGAGCGCGUCAUCACUUCCCGUGUAGCUCGCCGCCACUAUCUCAUGGCCACCCUGCAACCUUUCAAAGAGGGCCAUCACCCUGAACAAUACCGUGUACCAAGUUUGGACGGCAAAGAUCGAUGCAAGUAUACGCGGCAGAUCUUCGUGCAGAAGGGACAGAGGGUCAAGAUCGGAGAGCCAGUGAAGGUCAGCUUCUUCAGACAAGUGGCGCCCGGGGCGACCUUGAUGUACGAGGAUAUUUUGUAUGCGUGCGAUGAGGACGUUUGUCCGGAAUACACCAAGGAUCCUCGUGAGCCUUCCCCCCCUGGUUUGCUCUCGCUGGACGCAUGGUUUAACUUUUUGGCAGGCAUCAAGGAAGUUGUGACCCUGACAUCAGACCUCUCGCGCAAGAAUCUCGAGAAAGAUUUCGAGCGCAUGGACACCCCACAGGGAACCUUCUACCGUGUCUACUUUGACAUCCUCCUCGCCCUCGACGGCUCGGAAUUCAACGCCGAGCUCGUCUGCCAAGGUGAAGUCAUGGGCCGCUGCACCGCUCGCUUCAGGUGA
Messenger RNA from Letharia columbiana, 2235 nucleotides. RefSeq lists its product as uncharacterized. The transcript is spliced from 5 exons. Gene Ontology annotation, molecular function: ATP binding; ATP-dependent protein folding chaperone. Bases 1 to 2235 code for a protein of 744 amino acids. NCBI's taxonomy places the organism in Eukaryota, Fungi, Ascomycota, Lecanoromycetes, Lecanorales, Parmeliaceae. The record is from RefSeq and is a predicted model, not a curated record.